Phasianus colchicus (ring-necked pheasant) is the source of this 2745-nucleotide messenger RNA. NCBI's taxonomy places the organism in Eukaryota, Metazoa, Chordata, Aves, Galliformes, Phasianidae. The record is from RefSeq and is a predicted model, not a curated record.
UAUGUGCGGCCGCGUGGGAGCGGGGCGUAGCGAGGCGCGGCCAGAGGUUGCGCGCGUGGUCGCUGCGGUUCCGUCACGGGCCUCGGGAGGUGCGGGACUCGCUACGCUGAGGUGGGCGCCGCCCGAGGGUCUGCGGAAUGCUCUGCCCGCAGGUGGUGCGUGCUUCUCCCUGUGAGUUCAGUGACAGUUACUUGGUUAAGUAAAUUCUCCUGAGGAUAGCCCUCUGUAUUCUCUAGAGAUGACAGCUGUGGAAGUGCUAGAGGAUGAGCUGCUUUCCAUUGAAAAUGAGCUGCAGGCAGUGGAGAUGCAGAUUCAGGAGCUGCUGGAUAAACAGCAAGAACUCAUUCAAAAGAAGACGACAUUAAAAAAGCUGAUAAAGCAGUCCUCAGGAGAGUCAGCAGCAGGGGGAAGUAAAGAGACCGAAACCUCAGUUGAGGCAUGGAACAAAACAGACUUUCCAUGGUAUGAGAAGAUAAAAACUGCAUUGCAAAACAAGUUUAAACUCCAGAAGUUUAGAUCCUUGCAACUUGAAACAGUGAAUGCUACAAUGGCAGGAAAGGAUAUAUUUCUUGUCAUGCCUACAGGUGGUGGAAAGAGCCUUUGUUAUCAGUUACCAGCUGUCUGUUCUGAUGGUUUUACACUUGUGAUAUGUCCUUUGAUAUCACUUAUGGAAGAUCAGCUCAUGGUUUUGGAACAGCUUGGCAUUUCUGCAACUUUAUUAAAUGCUUCAAGCAGUAAGGAACAUGUCAAGUGGGUUCAUACGCAGAUGCUAGACAGAAAUUCACAACUGAAGCUCCUUUAUGUGACCCCAGAGAAGAUUGCAAAGAGCAAAAUGUUCAUGUCAAAGCUAGAGAAAGCUUAUCAAGCAGGAUGUCUUGCUCGCAUUGCUGUAGAUGAGGUCCACUGUUGCAGUCAGUGGGGCCAUGACUUCAGGCCAGACUACAAAUCCCUUGGCAUCUUGAAAAGACAGUUUCCCCUUGCUCCUUUGAUUGGAUUAACUGCAACUGCUACAAAUCAUGUUUUAAAGGAUGCUCAGAAUAUUUUACAUGUUCGGAAAUGCAUUACCUUUACUGCAUCUUUCAACCGGCCUAAUCUUUACUAUGAGGUUCGGCAUAAACCUUCAAAUAAUGAAGAUUUCAUUGAGGACAUUGUUAAGAUCAUUAAUGGAAGAUACAAAGGGCUUUCAGGAAUUGUUUACUGUUUUUCUCAGAAGGACUCUGAGCAAGUUACUGUAAGUUUGCAGAAACUAGGAAUCAAGGCAGGAACUUACCAUGCAAACAUGGAUGCUAAAUAUAAGACCAAAGUUCAUAAAGGAUGGGCAGCAAAUCAAAUUCAGGUUGUAGUGGCUACUGUUGCUUUCGGCAUGGGAAUUGAUAAACCUGAUGUGAGGUUUGUAAUUCAUCAUUCAAUGAGCAAGUCAAUGGAGAAUUACUACCAAGAGAGUGGACGUGCAGGUAGGGAUGACCAAAAAGCUGACUGCAUCUUGUAUUAUGGUUUUGGUGAUAUAUUCAGAAUCAGCACAAUGGUAGUGAUGGAAAAUGUGGGGCAAGAGAAGCUGUAUGAUAUGGUGUCUUACUGCCAGAAUAUGAACAAGUGCCGCCGGGUGCUCAUAGCCCGUCAUUUUGAUGAAGUAUGGGAGUCUGCAAAUUGCAAUAGAAUGUGUGAUAACUGCUGUAGAGAAAACUCACUUAAGCAAAAGGAUAUCACAGAAUACUGCAGGGAUCUAAUCAAGAUACUUGAGCAGGCAGAAAACAUGAGUGAGAAGCUCACUCCGCUGAAGUUAAUUGAUGCUUGGUCUGGAAAAGGUUUAUCAAAACUCAGGGUGGCUGAAGUAACCCCACCAAAGCUGCCUCGAGAGGAACUGGAGAGAAUUAUUGCCCAUUUACUGCUGCAGCAGUAUUUGAGGUAUGAAGAUUAUUACUUACUUUCUUCUCUUACAAUUAUCAUAGCCAUUUUUUGUUAUUGUCACGUUGCUUCCAUAUAAUAUUAAUGAAUGUUCUAUCAUCUUCAGAAUCAUUUAAUGUGUUUAAAAAACAAACAGGGGAUUCUGUAUUUCUAUUUGAGUAAGUUAAAACAGAAAUUGUAGGAACAUUUGAAACACUGCGUCUCUCUCAAUUUUAAAAAAAGCUGGGAGCUUCUGCAGUUGUGUAAGUGGAACCUUUAGAUCUGCAGGAAGCUUUGCAUUGGAGAAAUCUGCUAUUUAUAGUCAGUCUUAUUUAUAUGCCAUGGAUAAGCAAAGUAAGUGGGGUUACCACAUAGUAUUCAAGAUAGGAUAGGCUGAUUAAUGUGGAAAGUGGCACUUUAAUUUUAAGAAAGCAUAAUGGAAAAAGUGCUGCUUCUUUAACAUGGCUUUCUGUGGUGUAUGUUUUGUCUUCUGAUAUAGUUUCAGAAAUAUGCAUGAAGUCAGGUACUUAAUCUCAUUAUUUAUAACUUUUUUUUUUGCAUUCUCUUACACAGAAAGUUUUUAUAGUCUGGAGAGGGUAAGCAGCUGAGUGAUUGUAUUUUUUCUUUAUUUUCCUGCGUUUAUUCCAAAAGAUUGAAAAGCAUGUUUGUGUAUGUAUGAAAGUCCACAAACUAAACUAUGUUAACUGCUGACCAGAUUAAGGACAAUCUACUUGGCUAAGUGAAGCAGAAUCAAGCUGCUGCCACCUUGAACAUCAAUCAGAACAAUUACUAUACGUGUCUUAUUUUUUCCCUGCAUGCUGACUUUGUCUCCAACCUUCUCAAAUGAAACCAAUUUCAUUU